CAACAUCCGAACAUCGCCGUCAUUUUGUUUGUUUACUGUUUAGAGGUUUAAUUCUAUCUGCCUAAAAAAUGGGUAGAUAAUAAGAAAAUUCACAGUAAAACCAGUAAUAAUUCACUAAAAUGGGAUGAGGUUGAAAGUUCGGUAGCUCCAGCAUGAAUUAGGGUGUCCUCUUUGGCUAAAUUCACUAUAUAACCCUUAUCAAUAAUGAGUAGUGUUAGUGAAUAUAAUAGUGCGUUUAAAAGUUUAGCUUUAGUUUUGUUAAUUAUACCAAUCUGUGUCUUUACAAGCGAAUUAAAUGAUGUGUGGAUGCGAAAUGUUUCGAAAGAAUUGGGUGAAGACUUGGGUAUAAUAAAAAACGAGGAAUUGGGGAUUAGUUACAUCAAGAAAUUGUACAAAACGUUUAAUUACACCUCGGCUAUCAUUGAUGCCAACAAGACGGUAAACGAAAUUGUUUAUAAACUAGAGAGGAAAAUAGACGACAUUUUUUCCGCGCUACUGACCACUAAAGCGGCAAUUCAGAAUUUGCAAAUGCUGAAUUACACACUCAAAAUACGCUCUACUCUCCUCCCAUGUAUCAAAAAUCAAACGGAUAAGAGUGAAGAAGCAAUAAUAUCAUUGUUGGACAAGAUUAAAACCCAUGUGAUUACAAAGAAUGACACCAAACAGCAGUAUUUUAUUUCAACGUCUGAUCUCCAGUGCCAUUAUUCGCCUUUUAUUAAUUGCGAGAGAAUUGACCACAUGUUGUUGUGGAAAAAUUUCAUGUCUCGAAACAAUUAUGCUUCCAAAAACAUUGUCCUGUUGCUGGACCAUGGGGGCUCGCUCAACAAGCGCCACUUUGCCAUAGUUUUAUCAAUUGCCAAACAAAUUGUUGAAAAUUUGGACGAAGACGAUAAAAUCGCCAUACUUGCCAUAUCAAACGACUGGUCAUCUCCGCUCUUAAAUGAGGAGUGUCCGGUGACAAACCAAGUUCCUUCAGUUGUUGACGACGUUCCGAACUUUACUCACGUUACCGCCAGUAGGAAGAAGUUAUUGUACAAUUUUAUCGACGGCAUGCACAAAGGGAGCGGUGCCACAAACCACUCGUUGGGUCUCCAGAAAGCUUUAAAAGUAAUCGAGAACAGCCAGAUACAAAACGAAACUGUGAUGAUUCUGUACAUAAGCCGGGGUUUACUGUCGUCGUUGACGGAGGCCAAAGCCGUGCUUGAGACAAUAGUGGAGGCUUCGCAAAAUAUCUCCUGUCCGUUUGUUAUCAACACGUGUGCCGUUAUUGACGAUAGUAGACCCACUAUUUACGAAACGCAAUUCCUCGAAGACAUUGCGUUACAAAAUUACCAAAAGUAUAACAUCUCGCAUCCCGGGAACGUAUUCAGAGGGAUUAUGGUGCCGAUUAAUUCGACGGAAACGGUGGGCUUUGCCUUGGCUCGCUUUUACAUGGACUAUAAUCAAAACUAUAACUUGCAAAAACUGAUUUCGCUUCCAACGUGGGAUGAAAGAUCGAACGACUUGACAAUCUCCUUUUCGUUGGGGUACUUACACAACAGUAAUUUUGGGUUGUUGGGCCUUGAUGUUUAUUUUGCCAGUUGGGCCAGAGAACUUAUUUAUUUCAGCAAUUCGCACAAAAACUACUACGCUUUUUUGACCGAUAUGGCAGGACGGGUUAUCUUACAUCCGAAAUUCGCAUCAGUUAUGUCAGUAAAACGGCAAUUACAGUACGUCGAUAUAUCAUAUUUCGAAAACGUUGCAUAUCCACAUAUUGUUAAAAAGAGACUUUUGAACGAACGUGAAGGGUUUCAAUUAACUACUCAGUUUGGAUCACCUGUCAAAUGGACUUGGAAGCGAGUGGGUGAUUGGUUUAUCGUGUGCAUAGUCACACACGAGUCACCAACACCUCUCAAGCCUCACCACAUCACGUGGCCUUUUAAUACGUCGGACGACUACAGUAUUAGACUUGUGUACCGACAUUUAUUGCCGUCUGAAUCAAAUUUAUGUCGCCAUUUCAACCAAGCUGCAACUCUGGACGCUGGUUCCCUCUACUUGAGUUCGUCGUGCUUCCAAUCCGAAAAAAAGACAAUCGAGGAGGACCUCCAUAUAACAAAAAACAAUACUCAGCAAUUGGAAGAUUUGGGCUUGAAGCCUGAAAUCAAGGACGAAGUGGCAGCUCUUGCUUAUAUUUUGAGUUUUUUGCGCAGCCAACACUUGUCUAGCUUCAAAUCGAAGUAUAUAGUUCGCCGGUAUGUGGCCUCCUACAGCGGCGUACUUCAAAUGUUUCCGGGCAGUAUCCUCGAUCAAGGUCUAGAUCCGACGAAGCGAGCCUGGUUUGUGCAAGCUGUUGAGCACAAGUCGAAGAUUAUUAUGAUUCCGCCGUAUUUGGACGAAGGCGGCGCUGGUUAUAUUGUGACAAUUGCCUACGCCACCUCGGAUGUGGUUGUGGCACUUGAUGUUAGUUACGGAUUUGUGUUCCGCACACUUUUGAAACGUAUGCCCUUUUGUUUGGCCACAAAUGUCACUUGUUUUCUGAUGGAUGAUCGGGGGUACUUGAUUUAUCAUCCGAAUUUGAUAAAUCCGAACGAGCACGGGCCGGUUGAGAAGCAACAUAUUGUGCAUAAAGAAUCACUGGUUGCUAAUGAUAUUUUGAGCCAUAAAUAUUUCAUUAAGAAGGUGCUAUGUAACAGUUACGGGAGUGGCACCGUCCAGAGGUACUACAAGCUAAAUACUAGUUACAGCGAUGUUUUGGUUAGUUCGGUCCAGGGAGAGCAUUGCGUCAGUUACCACAUAGCUGCGAUACGAAAUAGCAACGUUUUCGUUGGGAUGGUUAACGCGACUUGUAACGUCGUGGUUACAUUCUGUCCGUGUAGUAUCGUGGACCGGUUAUGUCUGAACUGCAACCGCAUGGAACAAAAAGAAUGUGAAUGUCCGUGCGAGUGUCCGUUAGAACAGCUCAAAUGUACGGACUAUAACCACAGUAACAAUCCGGUUUGUAACUGGUUUCCGGAGCACGUGACUCUCAAAGCUCGCUUUGUUGAGGAUGCCACAAGUGAGAUGAAGUCAUGCUUUCCGGCCAGUUGCAAGCGCGAGAAAACUCAUUUGAGGUGUCUUGGAGUAACCGGUUGCGAAUGGUGCAAGUAUGAUAUUGAUGGUAGUCCACUGGAGAGUCCGUUUUGCGCCUCCAUGGCCACUUGUUUCAAUGGAAUCAUCGGGUCUGUGACACCCUACAGGAACUCCCUCCACGAAAUUGAUCUUCCAGAAGAGUCCUUCAGUGUGCCCAUAAGUGUCAUAACUUUGUUCAUAUUCGGAGUCCUCCUCCUCCUUUGUAUGUUCUACGUGUAUCAUCGCUCUCUGGCGCCGCAAGCCACCGAAAGAUUGUACCUUUCGUCCACUCAGGAGAAUCAUUUACGAAUGAGUGAUCUUAAUUUGAGUGAUAAUUACCACGCUAUGGGCAACCAUAGAGAUAAGUUGCUUCACGAGGACAAGCCGGAUCCGAUUUCGCCAUACUGUGUGUCGAGCAAUUACAAGAGAACGACUUUGGCGGCGGAUUCGGAUCAUGGCUACUCGACGAUGACUCAACAUGACGAGUCCGAGCAUAUGUCUUUGGCUCCGGUUGAGUUUGAUUCGUUGGAUGACGAUUUGGGGUCGGACAGUGUUUCCACUCAUAUCAGUGUGCCAAAUAAGGGACAUGUCGAACCAGCGCAGUUCACAUGUAUUCCCAGAAACAAAUGUAUUGUGGUUCCAGUCACGGUCCACAGAAACAUGGAAACGACGUAACAGUAGAUAAUAGCUUACUUAAUAAUGCCUGUGUAUAUUUCUGCACCAGUAUAUUUAUUUCCGUAGUGUACUUAAUUGUAUAUUUUGUAAAAUUUAUUUAUUUUAACUGUAGUUUUACCCUUGUAGCUUAAUUUGGUAUCCAUCCAUCGUGCGCAUAUAAAGGACUUACAAAUUUUUUACAUUACUUAACCGCCACACGUCCAUGUUUGUACAAAAUUUGUUAUAUUUGGACUUUGCGAUAAAUUGUUUGAGACAUUCUGUGCCUUAGCUCCGUUUCAAUGUUUGUUUCCUUUGCCACUUUCGAGUAAUUUGUCGGAAAUGUCCCAUUUUGACUGUUAUUGAAAAAAUUGUUACGGAUUAUUGUGCAAUACAAACGUUCAAUCGUAGCUAUCCAUUGCAUAAAGUGUACCUGUUUUUAAGGUUUGUGUACUUUUUUAAAAAUAAAUUCUGUUCAAUUGA
Molecule: messenger RNA, 4221 nt
Organism: Tribolium castaneum (red flour beetle)
Lineage: Eukaryota; Metazoa; Arthropoda; Insecta; Coleoptera; Tenebrionidae
Exons: 7
Coding region: 205-3762 (1185 amino acids)
Cellular component (GO): voltage-gated calcium channel complex
Molecular function (GO): voltage-gated calcium channel activity
Source: RefSeq, a predicted model, not a curated record